Molecule: messenger RNA, 1174 nt
Organism: Ornithorhynchus anatinus (platypus)
Lineage: Eukaryota; Metazoa; Chordata; Mammalia; Monotremata; Ornithorhynchidae
Gene: TWIST1
Product: twist family bHLH transcription factor 1
Exons: 2
Coding region: 98-844 (248 amino acids)
Biological process (GO): developmental process; regulation of transcription by RNA polymerase II
Molecular function (GO): DNA-binding transcription factor activity, RNA polymerase II-specific; protein dimerization activity; RNA polymerase II transcription regulatory region sequence-specific DNA binding
Source: RefSeq, a predicted model, not a curated record
CUCCUCCUCCUCCUCCUUCCCUCCUUUUUUUCCUCCCUCCCUCCUCCUCCUCCUCCUCCUCCUCCUCCCCCUCGGCCUCCGCGGGUCCGCGCAAGAGAUGAUGCAGGACGCGUCCAGCUCUCCAGUCUCCCCCGCCGACGACAGCCUGAGCAACAGCGACGAGGAGCAGGACCGGCCCCCCGCGCCCAGGCCCCCGCACCCGCACCCGCCCCCGCCGUCGCACCCGCAGCCCCCCGGGGGCAAGCGCGGAGCCCGCAAGCGGAGAUCCAGCCGGAGGAGCGGAGGGGCCGCUGCGGGAGGUGCGGGAGGACCCGGAGGUGCGGGAGGACCCGGAGGUGCGGGAGGAGCAGGAGGUGCGGGAGGAGCGGCGGCAGGAGCGGGAGGAACCACGGACGAGCCCGGCAGCCCGGCCCAAGGCAAGCGAGGCAAAAAAUCCGCCGGGGCCGGCGGAGGCGGAGGACUGCCCGGAGGAGGCGGAGGACUGCCCGGAGGAGGCGGCGGGGGCGGGGGCAGCAGCAGCGGCGGCGGCAGCCCCCAGUCCUACGAGGAGCUGCAGACCCAGCGGGUCAUGGCCAACGUGCGGGAGCGCCAGCGCACCCAGUCCCUCAACGAAGCCUUCGCCGCCCUGCGCAAGAUCAUCCCCACGCUGCCCUCGGACAAGCUCAGCAAGAUCCAGACCCUCAAACUGGCCGCCAGGUACAUCGACUUCCUCUACCAGGUCUUGCAGAGCGACGAGCUGGACUCCAAGAUGGCAAGCUGCAGCUAUGUGGCCCACGAGCGGCUCAGCUACGCCUUCUCCGUUUGGAGGAUGGAGGGCGCCUGGUCCAUGUCGGCAUCCCACUAGCCGGCCCGGGCCCCCACUCCCCCUCCAACGACCCCACCGCGCCUAGAUGGCAUUGUUUCCAGAGAAGGAGUAAAUGGACAGUCUAGAGACUCUGAUGCUGGAUACCAUUUUUUAACGUUUGCCAAGGAUUUUCUUGGAAGUUAAAAGAGCUAUGCCCAAAUCAAAAGGGACAGGGCGUGGGGAACUUAAAAGAGAAAGCGAGAAGGGGCCUUGGACAGUGGCUACUCAGCGGGGCGGCGGCACUAUCCACACAUCUCUACAUUCUGAUAGAAGUCUGAACAGUUGUUGUUGUUUAUUUUAUUUUUUUCAUUUUGACGAAGAAUGUUGGAA